Molecule: messenger RNA, 1470 nt
Organism: Triticum turgidum subsp. durum (durum wheat)
Lineage: Eukaryota; Viridiplantae; Streptophyta; Magnoliopsida; Poales; Poaceae
Source: the annotation of a GenBank genome assembly
AUGGCCAUGGCCAUGGGUUUAUCACCUCUUAGCAAGCAGCUGUUCCCCAUUGUUGCCGGCAUGGUCCUUCCACGAAGCAUCUUCCUCAAAGCUACACGGCUGGUCGGCUACUCUUUCUCACCCAUCCACCUCCUCCUGCUCUCUCUGGCCCUCCUGGCCAUGGUGGCAGCCGUCGUGAACCGCCCACGCGCCGUGUACCUUGUCGAUUAUGCUUGCUUCCUUCCCAGUCCCACCUGGCGUUUCCCUAACUCCACACUCAUCGAGUACGCUCACCUCGUACCCGCGUUCGCGGACGAUCGCACAGUCGGCUUCGCCAUGCGGGUGCUCGGAAGCAGCGGUCUCGGCGAUGAGACCAGCCUGCCCCCCGGCGACCACUACAUCCCGCCAGACAACAACUUGGUCGUUGCCCGAGCCGAGGCGGAGCUGGUCAUCUUCUCGGCCAUCGACGACCUGUUCGCCAAGGCAGGCGUCACCCCUGAUGCCGUCGGCAUUGUCGUCAUCAACUGCAGCGUCUUCGCCCCCGUGCCGUCCCUCAGCGACAUGAUCGUCAACAGAUACAAACUCCGCAGCGAUGUCCGCUGUGUAAAUCUGUCUGGGAUGGGCUGUAGCGCGGGGGUGAUCUCGGUGGGGCUCGCUGCCGGCCUACUUCGUGCAGCGCCCCACGGUGUUGCUGCUGCUCACGCUCUGGUCGUGUCCACGGAGACCAUCACGCCCAACCUGUACCUCGGCAGGGAGCGCUCCAUGCUGCUGUCCAACAUGCUCUUUCGGGUGGGCGGCGCCGCCGUGCUGCUGUCCACGUCCAAGGACAGGGCGCGGUUUCGACUCGCCCACCUCGUGCGGACGAUCACCGGCGGCGAGCAGGACAGCUCCUACCGGUGCAUCUUCCAGGAGGAGGACGACGAAGGCAACUUGGGAGUCAAACUUUCCAGGGACCUCAUGUGCGUCGCCGGUGCCGCGCUCGAGGCCAACAUCACAGGCCUUGGCCCGCUGGUGCUCCCCUUCUUCGAGCAGCUGCGCUUCGUCGCCAACAAACUGCUGCUCAAGCUGGGCCGGCGAGGCGGCGUGAAGGUGAAGCCUUACGUCCCCGACUUGUGCAAGGCGUUCCAUCACGUGUGCAUCCAUGCAGGGGGGCGUGCGGUCGUCGACGAGGUCCAGUCUAGCCUCGGGCUGUCGGAGGAGCACGUGGAGCCGUCUCGCAUGGCGCUUCACCGGUUCGGCAACACGUCGAGCAGCUCGGUGUGGUACGAGAUGGCGUACCUCGAGGCCAAUGGCCGGGUGCGGAAGGGCGACCGUGUGUGGAUGGUUGGCCUCGGAGCUGGGGUCAAGUGCAACAGCGCCGUCUGGGAGUGCAUCGGCCCGGCAACCCAGCUGGACAAGGCGUGGGCGGGAUGCAUACAUCGCUACCCAAUCAACGUCCCUCAUGCCAACGUCAACAUGGCAGCUGAGAGCGAUCCCAUAAUUGCAGUGUAA